UGUGGACCAUAUUUCUCCAUUGGACAAUCUUAAUGAAUAUGGUAUGGAUAUCUAAAAGUGAAAAUUUAGUUUAUAUGAAAAAAGGUAAUGAGUUGAUAAAAAGGAAUAAUUCUAUGGAGAGUAAUGGCGGCUUGUCAAAGAUACGUAGCUAUGCUGAUUGUAUUAUUUACGAUUUAGCAGAAGCCGAGGUGAGAAAUUUGUCUUUAACUAAAAUCCGUCAAAACUGUAACGAAUUAUUUAUACAACAGACACAAAUAUGGAAAACAAACAUGAAGGACAUCAAUGUAGCCAACUAUGUCAGCCAUUUAUUAAGAGGAGUGCAUUCUGGGAUUGCAGAUUACCAAAAGCGGAAGAAGAGGAGUAUAUUUGGUGUUGGAGUUUUGACCCGGAAGGAAAUAAGAGAGCCUCCCUAUGAUGAUAAUUGGGGUCGGUAUGUUAAAGCCGUUAGACGUUUGAAACAUAGCUAUGAUAUCAGACCAGACAUGAACACAUAUGAUGUCGUAGCCAACCUUCAUACUGACGCGAAGGUAAUUCCAACAGCACACGACGGACCAGGCUUCUUUGCAUGGCACAGGGAGUAUUUACGAAUAAUGGAGAUUGCUUUGGGUUGUCCAAUCCCAUAUUGGGAUACUACUCCAGACCAUGCAAUGAACGAUCCCACGGAAUCUAUCGUCUGGUCAGAUAAAUACUUUGGCAAUGGAUACGGCGUAGUUCAAACAGGAAUUAUGAAAAACCUACCUACAUUACUUCCGAUUAUUCGGAACAUAAACAAUGCUGCAUGGCUAGUAUCGAAAGAUGACAUCAAAAUGGCGUUAAAGAAACCAACACUAUUUGAAUUCACCGAAUCUUCCCCCUGUGCGAAAGAAGACAGAACACAAUAUAGUUGGGAAUGUUUUCAUAAAGGGAUUCAUGAUUGGAUAAGUGGAACGAUCGGACCUUCAAAUACAACUACUUUUGAUCCUAUAUUCUUUCCAAUUCACGCAUUUAUCGAUAAGGUAUUUGAAAUUUAUAGGCAAAAACUAAUUUCAAAAGGCAUCGAUCCAGCAGAAACUUAUCCAACAAAAUCAAUUAAAAAUCAUGGACCGGACCACAAAAUGAUAUGGGUCCCAAUUUUCCCGGAUGUAGAACAUUUAACCAAUCGACAAGGAUAUGACCACGAGCUAGCAGCAUUGACAAAAUAUAGUCUCGGACCUGUUUGUCCACAUUGUAUGAACAGUGACGAUUUAUACUGUGACGUCAGUAGGCAAUUAUGUGUUUCAAAAGAGCGGAAAGAGAAAGAUAAAUCUGUCAUAACUACAAUAGCUACUAUGACACCGACUGGUAUCGUCUUCACUGAUACCCUAGAACCAGAUAAUCAUACUAGAGUAAAGCGUCUCAUAGAAAGGACAGGGAAAUUCCCGUUUGGUAAAAAGUUCAAUGUUGGAUCACGUGAUAGUCGUACUCGUAACGACGGAACAUCUGUUAUUUAACGAACCGGGAGAAUAAAUUAGUUUGG
Molecule: messenger RNA, 1495 nt
Organism: Mytilus trossulus (common blue mussel)
Lineage: Eukaryota; Metazoa; Mollusca; Bivalvia; Mytilida; Mytilidae
Product: tyrosinase-like protein 2
Exons: 3
Coding region: 33-1469 (478 amino acids)
Molecular function (GO): oxidoreductase activity
Source: RefSeq, a predicted model, not a curated record